AUUCCGGGCCGGAAGCGCGGAGAAGAGGCACCCCCAGUGAAGAUAGCAGCCCGGAACCACUAUCCCACCGGACCACCUCCUCUCCGGACAGUCCUGCAGCACCGGACCAGCGCCGAGCGGAGACUUGUUCAGCAUCAAAAUGGACACAGACAACAAUACGAGCAAUUACACAUGUGACCUGUAUUACCACCGAAACACAGCAAGAAUUUGGCUGCCAAUAUUUUACAGCAUUAUUUUCUUGUUUGGAUUGCUUGGAAACAUUCUGGCUAUGUUUGUCAUCCACAAAAACAGGCGGAAGCUCAACUCUACCACACUUUACUCAAGAAACUUGGUCAUUUCAGACAUAUGUUUUGCCAUAGUCACACCUUCCAGGAUUGUGUACUAUGCUAAGGGCUUCGACUGGACUUUAGGUGAACCACUCUGUCGAGUGACUGCUCUUUUUCUGUACAUUAAUACUUAUGCUGGAGUAAACUUCAUGACUUGUUUGAGCGUUGACCGCUUCUUUGCAGUGGUGCACCCGCAUCGCUAUAACAAAACACGGAGGGUGAAGAUUGCCAAAAUCAUCUGCAUUGGCGUCUGGUUGCUUGUCUUCUGCCAAACAUUACCACUUCUUCUACAGAAUAUGUCUUAUUUGGAGCCAAAUGGGAAAAUAACAUGUAUGGAAUACCCAAACUUUGAAAAAGAUGAAGAAUUUAACAAACACUUGCCAUAUGCGCUGCUUGGAGCCUGUGUUAUUGGAUUUUACAUUCCUCUGUUUGUCAUACUGUAUUGCUAUUCUCAAAUAAGUAUUAAGCUCUGCCAGACGACAAAGAAGAAUCCAUUAUCAGAAAAAACUGGAACCAACAAAAAGGCUACUAAUACAAUUAUUUUAGUCAUUGUGGUAUUCUUUAUUUGUUUUUCACCAUAUCAUGUGGCCAUUACCCAGCAUAUGAUCCAAAAACUCAUUCAGGAGCCAGACUGUGAAAAGCAGAAACUAUUUCAAGUUGUCCUUCAUAUCACGGUUUGUCUAAUGAACCUGAAUUGUUGCCUAGAUCCCCUCAUAUACUUCUGUGCAUGCAAAGGAUACAAGAACCAGAUUAUGAAAAUAUUAAAACGGCAAGCUAGUAUUACCUCUUCCAGUGCCACACGGCCAGCAGGUGAAGAAAUUUCACGAGAGCUUACAGAAAGCCAAACAGUACAAAGUAUGCCAUUAAACCAUAAAGCAAAGCCAUCGGUAAUAAAAAAAUAAAAUUGUGACAACAAAUGACUCUUCCUGACAAACAGUAAAUGACAGAAUACACUGUAUAUGUUUGUAUUUUUCUACAUUCUCACUGUGGAAACCUGCAGUAAUUGUUCCACUUGAAAAAAAGGCCAUCAAAACCAGCUAACCAUCUUAAACUUGGAACAAUUUAAUUUAAGGUGCGACUUACUCAUCUACAUUGUAUAUAUAUAUAUAUGUAAUCAACAUUAAUAUGUGUGUCCGGUGAGACAAAUAAGUGUACAACAAAGGUGCCAAAUAGACCACUUUUAAAGUGAGAUAUUAUAACGGUUAUAGACACCAAUAACAUAAUACUAUAUACAUUAGUUACCUGGUCCCCACGUGUAAUCGAGUUGUGAUUGAAAAUCUGGUGCAUUACCAUGCUCCCACACUUGACCAGCAGGACCUGGAAAAACAUGGACAAAUGCCACCAAAACCAAAAAUUCUGGUCUAUCAAAAAUCUAAACUUCUUUUGUGUUGUUGCAAUUUUUGUGCAUCUGGAUUCUGGAAAAUGUACAUAUAUUCCAUAUUUUGUACAGGAUUUUGUUUUGUAAAAUAAAAUA
This is a messenger RNA of Hyla sarda, 1800 nucleotides long. RefSeq names its product G protein-coupled receptor 183 (gene GPR183). Gene Ontology annotation, molecular function: oxysterol binding; G protein-coupled receptor activity. Lineage: Eukaryota; Metazoa; Chordata; Amphibia; Anura; Hylidae. The transcript is spliced from 2 exons. The record is from RefSeq and is a predicted model, not a curated record. The coding region runs from base 140 to 1228 and encodes 362 amino acids. Gene Ontology annotation, biological process: G protein-coupled receptor signaling pathway. Gene Ontology annotation, cellular component: membrane.